Molecule: messenger RNA, 2457 nt
Organism: Capsella rubella
Lineage: Eukaryota; Viridiplantae; Streptophyta; Magnoliopsida; Brassicales; Brassicaceae
Exons: 8
Coding region: 1-2457 (818 amino acids)
Biological process (GO): protein desumoylation
Cellular component (GO): nucleus
Molecular function (GO): deSUMOylase activity
Source: RefSeq, a predicted model, not a curated record
AUGGCUGCAGAACAAGCAAUGCGUUACCCACCGAGACUUUACGAAGAAGGGAUGUCUAGCCUCAAGAAUAAAAGCAUGUGUACCUAUUUUAGGAUGGCAGAUUUCCCUGGGGUUAGGGAAUCAAUUGGACAAGACGCGUGGGUUGAGAUCAAGCAAUUACCUCUUGGAAUAGUUGCUAAACUAGUUGAAAGCAAAUUCGUUUGGUCUGCUAAGACUGUACACUAUCUAUUGUGUAGACAGUUGAAAAUUAAACACAAAGAGCUUUGGUGUUUAGUUGGUGGCCAGCCUAUAAGGUUUGGUUUGAAUCAAUUCGCUCACCUCACGGAGUUAAACAUAGAUCCAACUCCAUCAGAGAAGUUUGAACCUUCAGUUGACUUCAAACAGUUCUUAACAGAAGAACUGAAAGUUCCUGGUGGGGAAGGUCCAACAUAUGAUGAGCUACUUAAAGGAUUAUUACCAUUGGACUCUACUGCGUGCAUCAUACCAUUUGAAGCUGCAAAAAUAGUUUCUGAUGAUAAAGCCGUGAAGGCUUAUCCAUGGGGUCGGGUCGCAUUUGAGACUAUGGUUGAUAAUGUCAAGUGCUUGAAUCCUAGAGUCGAGAAUGAAGAGAUCCCGUUGUUUCGAUGGCCUGGAACCCGUACACGUUCAGCAUUAGAUGUGGCAAUUGCUGAAGAUAUCAAAAAGUAUAGUGAGCUGCGUGUGAGUACAAUGGUGAUGAAGGGUGAUGUAAGUGAGCUUUUUCAUACGUGGCCAAAUCAGACAGAAGAAGACCCAGAACUUGUCAACUUGGUCAAUGACAUACAUGAGGAAAAGCUUGUUAAAGGUUUUUGGGAUGUGAAAGUGAAUGAGGACAAGAAGAAAGCUGGAAAAAUUAGAGCAGCGGUUCAGUCUGAAUCUCCCGCUAAGAAGCAGAAAGUUGAAAAGGGUGGUGAUUCUGGUGCAGAAGAUGCACAGAAGAAGAAGAAGAAGAAGAAGAAGAUAAAUGAGGAGGUAAAGCCUCAUGAACAGAAGAAUAAGAAGAAGAAGAGUGAGGAGGUAAAGGCUGAUAGUGAAGAGGACGAUGCUGGUGGAAAGGCGUCACUUAAAUUACUCGUGGGUAUGGUUUCUGAAAUGAAAUCAAGUAUUGAGACCAUGAAAUCAAAGGUUGAGACCUUUGAUGAUAAGUUCACACAUGUUGAUGAAGAAUUCAUAAAGAUGAAAGGCCUAAUUUCCUUCGUUGCCAGAGGUGGAGGCCUAGCUGGUCUCAUGAGUGGAGAUGUUGGUAAGAUUCCUGUUGUGAAAUUCAAAUUCCCACAUGAAAAGAGUCACGGUAAGAAAGUUGUGGUUGAGGCUGAGGACAACAAAGGGGACAACAAAGCUUGUGACAGUGAUCUAGAGGAUAUCACUGACAAUAAUCUUUUCGAGAACUUCAACGUCUUACCUGAAUCUGAUGUUGAUGAGGAAGAAAGGAUUAGGAAUGAAAGGAUUAAAGAAUUAAGGACAGCAAAUGUGAAGUUUGCUAAAGAUGGGAGUGCAUUGGAGCCACAACCAAAAACUCAUGUUUUUCCUUUUAUUGGAGAGAACGGGCUUACAUGCAUGAGGAAGAACUGUGUACCUUCUGUUGCAAUAUUUGAUCCUUUCGCCCCUGUUGAUCAGGCCAGAUUGGAGAGAUUAUUGGAUCACUUAAGUCCAUACAAGGCUACCCCAUAUGGCAAGUCAGCCCCUGAAAUUGAAUUGUUCAAGAGACUCAUCACUGAAAGAAAGGAUUGGCCAGCUACGGACAAUAAGUAUGGCUGGCUGUGGGACGAUCAUGUGGGUGCGUUUAUGAGACUCCUCAGGAAACGGUUCCUUGAAGACCCCUGCCCAUUCCACACCAAACGUAUUGCGUUUUUAGACCCGUGGUUUACUGCUUUACUCGUUCAUGAGUAUAAUAAAGCAUUCAAGGAAAGACCACAAAGGUUUAAAUUCGAUGGUGGAUCUUAUGAGCGGGUUAUUAACGGAAAAAUGCCUGUAGAUCAGCCCACUGGUCUGAAGUGGAUAAAAGAUGUGGACAAACUGUAUCUUGUUAUACAAGUCGGAGGUGAUCACUGGAUUAAGCUAGAAGCUGACCUGACAAGGAGCCAUAUCGAUGUCUAUGACAGCAUUGUGGGUCAGGUAACACCUGAAAGUGAAGAAAAUAUCAUGAAGUGUGUUAAGCCGUUUGCGCAGAUGCUUCCAGCAAUGCUAAACGCAUUAGUCCCUGCUGAAAUCCGUCCACAAAGUAAGGCGAUGUUUUCCUUCAGAAGGAAAAUUAUAUCCAAGGUCCCUCAAAACCUAAAUCUCGGGGACUGUGGCGUGUACUCUCUCAAAUUUGUGGAAUGCCUAGCACUUGGUGUUAGUUUCGAUGGCCUCUGUGAUGAAAAUAUCCAAGGUAUACGGCUGAAGAUGGCAGCAGACAUUUUCGAUAAGGCAGCGGAUUACCUCAACCAGUUUCAGUAA